Molecule: messenger RNA, 4612 nt
Organism: Grammomys surdaster
Lineage: Eukaryota; Metazoa; Chordata; Mammalia; Rodentia; Muridae
Gene: Mims1
Product: family with sequence similarity 210 member A
Exons: 6
Coding region: 228-1049 (273 amino acids)
Cellular component (GO): mitochondrion
Source: RefSeq, a predicted model, not a curated record
GCCUGGGCGGUGGAGGCCUAGCUUUUGCUGGAGUCGUGAGGUUCGGCACCUUGCCUUACCCUUGGCCGGGUCGCCCUGCUGAGGCAGCUCCUAACGUCCCGUGCGGCGGGAAUCCGUGGAGACGUCCCCACAUCCUGAGAGGUGAAAAAGAAGAUAAAAUACCAGGCUGUUUCUUAUCAUCAUCAAUAACUUUCUGUAGACGCUGAAACCGAUCACUGUCCUUCAAAAUGCAAUGGAAUGUACCACGGACUAUGUCUCGGCUGGCACUCAGGACAUUCUUGGAAGCACAGAAAGCCAGGCUCUUUGAUCACCAUCGGAGCAUAAAAGGACCGUUACUUGUGCACAGAGGUGAAUACAGAGUGGUUUGGACACCACACCUUCGAAAGCAGUGGCUACAUUUAUCUGCAGUUCAGUGCCUUGCGAAGCAAAGGAAUCUGUCAGAUGCUCAGCCACCUCAGCUGGGGGCCCUUCGCCAGGAAAGAUGGGAGAAGGAUCUUUUAUCCAAGAGGGUUUUAUCUUCCAGUUCCACAUCCCAGGAAACUCCGUCGGAAAAAAAGGAAGAACCAGAUCCUUUACAAGACAAAUCUAUUAGUCUGUAUCAACGAUUUAAGAAAACAUUUAGACAAUAUGGAAAAGUUUUAAUUCCUGUGCAUCUAAUAACUUCUGGUAUUUGGUUUGGAACAUUUUACUAUGCAAGUAUAAAAGGAGUGAAUGUCAUCCCCUUCCUAGAGGUCAUUGGGUUACCUGACAGUGUAGUAGACAUCCUGAAAAACUCCCAAAGUGGGAAUGCACUGACAGCCUAUGCCAUGUUUAAGAUUGCAACGCCUGCCCGAUACACUGUGACCUUGGGAGGAACAUCCAUUACCGUUAAGUAUUUGCGAAGUCAUGGCUACAUGUCAACCCCACCCCCUGUCAAGGAGUAUCUGCAGGGCAGGAUGGAAGAGACCAAGGAGCUCAUCACAGAGAAAAUGGAAGAGACAAAGGACAGACUCACUGAAAAGUUACAAGAAACCAAAGAAAAAGUUUCUUUUAAGAAAAAAGUGGAAUAAGGGUGCCUUAUUACAGAAAAUCUUACACUUUAACCCUCUGUAGACUCUGGGCAGAGAACAUGUUUCUGAUUUUUUUCUUUUUUCUUUUUUGGGUUACUUGCCUAAAUGUAUUCAUUCUCUGAGGGUUAAAGAACAAAAAUAGUUGUUGUUUUUUUUUUAAGUUAAAUAACAAUAGGGAAAAUCAAUGUUUUUCAAAAUGAAGAAAUGAACCCAGCAUACAAAUUUUAUAUGAGUUGCAGCAAUAAGCAGUAGUUAAUGUCCUAGAAAUCAGAGUCUUUUGCUUCAUUUCUCUGACACCUGCAGUAAGUGUGUGCUGGUCAGUCCACUCCUAGAGGAAAUGUCAUUAAGUACCCAGUUCUGUGAGAAUGAACUUACACCAUUCAAACUCUGGAUGAAGAGACUGGAGAAGUUCCCUACCAUUUACCACCUUAUUUCAAGAAGGUUGUGUAAAGAAUCAGUCUUACAUUUAUAAAUAAGAUAUAUUGGCUGUGUAAUGAAAUGAUCUUUUAAAAUGGUUUUUAACUGGAGCUUGUCAACUUCCAUUUUUUAAAGCUAAUUCCUUUUCAAUCCUGACUAUGCUUGAAUACCAGACAGUGGCCAUGGUGUCUGAAACUGUGUCAGUAGCAUGCUUGAUGCCAGCUGAGACUUAUUUUUUCCAUUCAAUUGCUGUCAAUUGCCAGAACAUCUGAAGCCUUUGGAAAUUGGUAUUUAUGGAGAUUUUUGGUGCAGUGAAGUUCAGUGAAUCCUCAGGAAACACUAGGUUUCACCAAAAGAGAGUGCUUUCCCAUGAAAAUGAAGGUUAAAGCCUGCGAUGUGUUUAUUAAGAGGGCAAAUGUCCUAUGAAGUAUUCCCAGUACUAUAAAACGAAAGCAGAACAACUGUGUGCAACAAAGCAUGUGCAUUCUUCACUGCCUCGGCAGAUGUGUGCCUUGUGUACAGGGGACAACAUCACAAGACCUACACCUAGAAGACAGUGUAUGGCUAGUGUGCCCAUACCUUCAGGUUGGAUGGGAAAAAAGAUGGAACCUCAUUGGCCAGCAGUUAUCACUUCAUGUGGACACAGAGGAUAUGGUGGGCUGUUCCAGCUCCCUUAAGUGGCCCCUUGUCUUUAGCUCUGCUUGACUGAGACAAUUGUACAUGCUUUGUAAAUGAAAGUUUGGAACUCCCUCCAGCCAGGGACAUUGAUUAUCUGAGGUGAGUUCUUGAACCAUCUAAAGCCUGCUGAACCCAAGGUCUGAGCUGCUCUUUGCUGUAUAGAUGAAGUAUUUACAAAAACAAGCCACCUCAACCCCAUGCCAAAGAUGCUGUGGCAAGUAGCAUGUCCCAGCUUACCUCGGGGUAUCAUGAGAUUCUCAGCACAUGAAGACCAAGUUGGGCUGGUGGUCCCUGGAAGAGUGGGGUGACAUGGUUGCGCUUGGGUUUCCAGCCCCUCUUGCUGUCUGUUCAGGUGAUUGUUUUAUACUCACAAGUGAUUGACAACUGAAGAAAUGCUAAGUGAGAACACUAUCUGACAGGUUAAAUUACAGGAGCCACUGAACAUAACUACUGUGGCGUUGAAAGAUUUUAAGGGAAUUCUCAAGGCCUUUGGGAUGUGUAGUUAUCGGUGGUGCAGUCACAUUAGCAGAACCAGCUUUUGCUCUUACUUUUUUUUUCUUUUUUUGGAAAUAAGACAGAGCAAUGAAAUUUGCAUUCUUGAGGCAAAAGUUAAAGUCUUGAUAAAAAUACAGUAUUUGAAACUGAUUUUCCAAAUACAAGGGCUUUACCUUAGGGGCUGAUGUUUCAAAGUGUGUGUUUUAAUUAGAAUCUAUAUAAGCCAAACAGAUCAAGACAGAGUGAGGAAAAUGUAAUGUGUUUUAAGUAAUGUAAUUUAAGUAAUUCGUGUUAAAUAAUGGGUUCUUAUAAACUGUUAAUGCAAGUAGUACCACCGGGAAACAGAAUUAACGGUUUUCAAAGGCCAGUAUGAGCUGUUGUCUGAAAGGUCUUUGUUUUCUGCAUCAGGUCUUACCAGAGGUCUUCAGAGCUUGCUAGGUCCUCAGCCAGGGGACCUGGGCAGAAGUCCCACAAGGCACUGUCUAUUUUGAACUGGAGUCACAGCUCUAAGGCUCAGCCUUCCUGUUUUGUCAAAACAUAUUCCUCAUCGGUGUCUUCUGGCAUCCUCCUAUUUUUCCUGAAACAACUGAGAACCUGAGUUGGAUUUUUUUUUCCUUUGAGAGGAACUCAUAUCCGUCAUCACGGAAGUGAUCAGUACCAGUGGCAGAGGGAAGGGAGAGCCUGACACCCGUCAUCCCUGCUCAUACCAGUGUUUACCUUGGGAGAUCUGGAGACUGUCUCCAAUGACCUGCUGAAUUGAGAAUUUCUCUGAGAGCAUAGGUUUUACCGGUGACUAAGGAUGAGAGGCCCUAUAUUUGCUUGUUAAGUUUUAUAAAUGUCUCACCAAAAUAAUCUCACUCUGAAUCUAAGAGAAUGUUAGGACUAGAAUUUGGGCCCAACCACUAUUCCACUAAGACCUUGGAAUUUUGUUCAUUACAAAUUUACAGAAAUGGAAAAAGCAUUCUAGUCUCAUGCUAGAUUCACCUUUUCUCAUUGGGUGGUAGGUUGUGUGGGGUUAGCACAUCCUCAUGUCAUCUGGAAUUGUUACCCUUACUCAGAGCACACAUCAAUACUCUCCUCUCAGUGUAGGUCACAGAACAUCUGAAAGCCUCCACCAUCAGGGAAUAGUGUUUGUUGACAGGCCUACUUAGCUUGCUGUGUGACAGCCAUGUAAAGCCCCUAUGGGCUCAAUGUAUUCUCAGGAACCAGUUCUGAAUGUCCUGUGUUAGAACUCAGGAUUGAGAACCUGUGAUCUUUCCAGGUCUCUAACACACUAGAAAAUCCUUUUAAAAGUCAGUGACAGACCGGUGAAAACAGGACUGAAAGCGUUCACUGCCAAGAAUGCUCUGGGAACUCAUGUGGUAGACAGACCUGACUCGAGCAGGUGGCCCUCACCACACAUGAGCUGUCACACAUACAAAUAUUUUAAAGCCAGUAAUUAGGGAAUGAUCAGCAGGAUCCUGUGGGUUGGUGUGUAGUUCAAGGAAGCGCUCUGCCUUGGGUCCUAUCUCUGAACAUCACAAACAAGGCAUUUUCUGAGUCUGGUCAUAGACACACCAGUUUUCUAUUUGUUGUAUCUGACAAGUGAACAAACAACCCCAUGGAACAGAUUAUUUAUCACUGAUUAUUUUUAAUGAUUUUGUGCUAUGAUUUGACCAUGGCAUUAAGAACAAGCAGAAAACCUGAUGUCAUAACUAACAAACAGCACUUGUGCAGCAUCUUUAUCAAAAGUAUUGCAAUUACAGACCUGAGGUCUAAACCACAUCACCGCCUGGGCAGAGGAUGCAGGUGGAUGACAGUUGUGAAUCACUUCCUGUAUAGAAGCAAGAAUCAUGGUAAAGAGUAAGCAUAUGGUUGUUUAAACACAAAAGGACUCUGACUUCUGAUCGUCAUAGCUCACAGAGAUCGGAAGGUUUGAAUACAGUUGUAUUUUUUUAGUAGAUUGCUUUAUAAUAAAAAUUAAAUGAACUAAA